Rhinichthys klamathensis goyatoka is the source of this 1640-nucleotide messenger RNA. It is a transcript of the gene spry2, whose product is annotated as sprouty RTK signaling antagonist 2. Gene Ontology annotation, biological process: negative regulation of fibroblast growth factor receptor signaling pathway; animal organ development; negative regulation of MAP kinase activity. The record is from RefSeq and is a predicted model, not a curated record. The coding region runs from base 541 to 1482 and encodes 313 amino acids. The transcript has 2 exons. Lineage: Eukaryota; Metazoa; Chordata; Actinopteri; Cypriniformes; Leuciscidae. Gene Ontology annotation, cellular component: membrane; cytosol.
CUGUUCACCCCCUUCACUUCCACAUGACGCCAUUUACAGCAUAAACCCGACCUCCUCUCCGGAAAGAAGAAAAAAACAAGAGCUGAAAAACUUGAAAGCAGCACAGUGUGUGCCAUGCAGCCAAACAUUCAACUUGGGAACCGCAACGCUUCUUCUUGAAAAAGUCUUCAGCGUUUUCAUUCUUAUUUUUCUAUAAACUCUGCUCAUUUUGUUGGAUUCUGGAACUUAUUUUCUUUUUGGCAUAAUUCGCGGUUUAACAGCACAAGUUAAACUACAUUACGUUCUACUUGGAAUAAAAUUCUGACGUUAUUGUUUCGCGCGAGUUGCGCGAAAAAAAAUACGCGAAUACGAGGACGCGCAAGUGUUUGCGUUCAUCUGGAUUUUUGUGAAUGAAUCUCCCAAUGAACUGAGGAAUAACCAAAGAGAAAUUCCUACUAGUAGGAUAUACUCUUCACAACACAAAUAGGGGGUUGAGGUGGUGAGAUCACGGACUUCAGAUGUGUUCAAUGCCAGCCGGAGGGUUCCCACUUCAGAGUAAAGAUGGACACGAGAGCUCAAAAUGGCGGCGGCAGCGGCUCCUCUGGCUUGCUGCGAGCUUUGCGUGACAGUGGCAGACCCCAAACUGGGGACUCGGAGCCUUGGGAUGCUCAGGUGCUCUCCCUGGACCAGAUCAGGACCAUCCGCAGCAGCAAUGAGUACACGGAGGGCCCGACGGUGACACCCCGGCCACCGGCCUCCCAGCAGAAAGUGGACUCGCAACCUUCCAGCCUGAAUUCCACCUCCUCCAUUGAGCUCUCUGAGCAUAGAAACUCCCCGAGAGCCCAGCGAGCUGGACAGCAGUCUCCUCAACAAGCCCCUCAGUCACCGAGGAGUGACCUGAGCAGAUCCGCCAGUGGACCCAGUGAUGGCUCGCACAGUACCGCCAGGGCCAGCACAGGCAGCACUUCAUCGGAGCAAAGACUUUUGGGAAACACAGGCGGGGUGGGCGAUCGGGUGGUGAGAGUGCAGCCUAAACGGCCAGAGCCGAAGCAGGACGAACUGAAACCCUUCGUGCCGGCCGGAGGCCAGGCCGCUGACGGAAAGCACUUGAAUCGCUGCGAGGACUGCGGCCGCUGCAAGUGCAAAGGAUGCACCUGCCCUCGGACCCUGCCCUCCUGUUGGAUGUGUGGGCGCAGGUGCCUUUGCUCGGCGACGACGACAAUGGACUAUGUCACCUGUGUCUGCUGCGUCAAAGGUCUCUUCUACCACUGCUCCAGCGAUGAUGAGGAUGUGUGUGCGGACAAGCCGUUCUCUUGCAGCCAGUCGCAUUGCUGCAUGCGGUGGUCGGCCAUAAGCGUCCUGGCAAUUUUCCUGCCCUGCCUGCUUUGCUACCUCCCGGCGAAGGGCUGCGUGGCAUUGUGCCAGGCAUGCUACGACUGCACCAGUCGGCCAGGAUGCCGCUGCAAGAACAAAGGAGUUGACGAGGCUCGUUUCCUGGAGUAGCCCUGGGAAGAUAACCUUAUCUGGGACUAUCUCCAUAGCAGUGGAACAAUUUUCGCAAAUUGUUGUAGUUUUGGCACUGUAGACCAAGAGGUGACAUUGGAUUGGCAAAAACUGGUUUGAAGUGGUUUGCUUGUUCGUAUGUAUGUUUGUUUGUUUGU